CCGAUCAAACGAGUUUGAGCUCAGACUGCUCCAGAGCGUUUAAUGAGUCAGACACACCAGACAUGGAUAGGAGACUAGCGUUAGCAGUGGAGGACAACAAUGUUGAUGAGGUGGAAAGUCUUUUGAAGGCAGGAGCCUCUCCCGAUGCGUAUGGUAUUCAGGGAUGGCCUGUACCUGUGACAGCUUGUGAUAGAGGCUUCAAUUCCAUUGCACAAUUUUUGUUUCAGGAAGGAGCAAAAGUGAACAAAACUGCUCCUGAUGGUUACGCCGCUUUAAUGUGGGCAGCAUUUCGUGGUUAUGAUUCACUAGUUGUUAUGUUAUUAUCAGCUAAUGCUGAUGGUAAUCUGAAGGAUAAGUUUGGAUGGACGGCAUUACACUUUGCUGCUGCCAACAAUCACUCCAAAGUUGUUCGUAUUCUGUUAGAGAAUGGAUGUGAUAUCAAUAUAAAGAACAAUAGAGGAGAUACUGCACUGCAAGUGGCUGAGAGACACAAGAAGAAAGAUGCUGCAGAUGCAAUCAAGUCAUUCAUUGUAAAUUAUCAUGUUGAAGACAACCAACGUCAAACCAGUCCUCACAAUUUUGACACCGCACGGUAUCAUCGCAUUCUUCUGGCAUCACACAGUUGCGGCAAAUUUCUAUAUGCUCCCUCAUUCGUGGUUGGUCGAAUUUCAGGCUUGCUACAUCAUCUCCUAGAACUAAAUGUACAGCAAAUGCAGUAGCAAACACACUACAGUCAACGCCUCCCCUCUGCUGUUGAACAUACGCCAAUUCAAUGGGACCACAUUCAUCUUCACCGUUUUUGUUGCUUGGAUCCAUUACUACAGUCUUAUAUAUUACUGCGAGUUGACGACAAAGAGACGAACUGAGUUGACUCCAUCGUGUGUUCAGAGCUGCAAUUGAUUAGCCGUCCAGGGCUAUGCAUGGCUAUCUACAUAUGUGCGUUGGGUCGUAAUGCAUCAUGUUGCUAAACGAUCAGCCGGCUGACGAACUACCCUUGAACUUCCAAUGAGUCAUAGCGAGGCGACGAUAUACGGUCAUGUGCCAGUGCAACAGAGUGCACGACCUCAUGUCGAUGUCAUUCUAAUACCAGACACCAUUUAACCUAAAUGAUGAUGCAAAGAUCAAUAUACAGCCUACGCGCAGCCGGCAGACGUUGCUACAGUUCAGACCGUGUAAUAUGCUUCUUUCGGUUUCUGCAACACUUCUUAGAAUGGUAGAACACUAAUUGAAAAUGAUGAGGGACAAUCCAGACGUAGACACAGCUAGACGGCACUGGGUUUAUCUUGCACGAGAACUUGUGCAUGGCAUGGGCUAGUCGGUGUUUGGUACUAAAAACAAUGACAUCACCGAAAGUUCGUGAACUCUGCAGCAUAGUGGCACGUGAUCGUCUAGCAUCAUAGCACAAUUACUUCUUGGAAGUGCACCGGUAGUUCGUCGGCCGACUGAUCAUUUACCUACAUGAUGGAUAGAGGAUACGAAAUUCCCCAAGGGAUGCCAAGAGGGGUGCCUCAGACCCUCAGAGAAUAUGGCUCGGGGAUACCAAAUUCCCUAGUGAAUACGGCUCGGGGAUGCAACAAACAGGGGAUGUCAAAUUCCCUAUGACACCUGAUGCUGAUAUUGCGGCUUUAGCUCAAGAGGUGAGUAUGCUUGAAAUUUGGUCACAGUCGAGUUUUUGAUAUAUCUGCAGAUAGAGCAAGGCGACAACUUCCAGUCUCUGCAUAUUCUAGAGAGAGGUACUGUAGUAAAUAUUCUAGUUGAUGCUGGAUGCACAUCUCUAGCCAGGAAGGACCAACAAAGCAUAGUCAAAACUCUUUGUCUUCAUCAUUGCAUUCUUAGUAUAAAAGCGGAGCUGGAUCAAUUAUGUGAAGGAUUGUCCACUAUGGGUGUGCUCGACGCUAUUAGACGCUACCCGAGAUAUUUGCCAGAUACUUCCUCAGCGAACAGCGAAAGUCGCUGACUUUUGAUUGCUUGAGAAACCUCUUUGCAGAAAGGAAAUUUUCUGACAAAGGUACUACUGAACGCGAGAAAGAGGAACAAACGUAUAUGUUUUUUCUUGACUUCAUGAAGGAUUGCGAAAAUGGCAAAUGUGAAGCUUCACUACGAGACAUGCUGGCAUUUUUUUUACAGGAGCCGAAGAGAUCCCUCCACUAGGGCUGUAUCCUGCUCCUUCAUGAUAUUUCAACAGAGAUGAAGUUUUUCCAACUGGUUCUACAUGUGCCAUAGAAUUGGUUCUCCCAACGCAAUACGAUGACUACGAAGUGUUCAAACAGAAAAUGGUAAUGGGCAUUCUCAACAAUGGAGGUUUUGGAAAGGAAUGACAUAAACCAGCCAUCUCUGGGCUGGUUAGGGUUAGGUACAGUUAGAGUUAGCGUUACUAUGUUGUGUUUAGUAGGAUGUAAUGUUGCCCCGAUUGUUGUGUUGAGGAGGUAAGAAAUAAGCAAGUGUUGACAAAAUGCA
Molecule: messenger RNA, 2457 nt
Organism: Corticium candelabrum
Lineage: Eukaryota; Metazoa; Porifera; Homoscleromorpha; Homosclerophorida; Plakinidae
Product: ankyrin repeat domain-containing protein 6-like
Exons: 10
Coding region: 63-719 (218 amino acids)
Molecular function (GO): protein binding
Source: RefSeq, a predicted model, not a curated record